Messenger RNA from Closterium sp. Naga37s-1, 846 nucleotides. The record is from the annotation of a GenBank genome assembly. NCBI's taxonomy places the organism in Eukaryota, Viridiplantae, Streptophyta, Zygnematophyceae, Desmidiales, Closteriaceae.
AUGUCCCAUGCCCUCAGGCCGUCAUCAGUCACACACACCGCCACACUCCCCACUGCCACAAGCAGACAACCCUUGCCACCCGCAUCUGGCCCAGUCAAAUUCGCUUCAGCUGCUGCUGCUGCUGCUGCUUCCGCAGCUUCCGCUGCUGCUGCUGCUGCUGGUGAUGGCGAUGGCAAGGAGGACGACGACGAUUGUGGCAGUAGCGACGACGUGGACGACACGGCUCAUUUCUUCCCACCCCUCCCUUUGCCUCUCCCUUUGCCUCCCUCUUCUCCCCCCUCUUCUCCUGCCAUUUCCCCUCCUGCUGAGAUUCCUGCAACGGGGAUGUCGUCCAGCACUGCCAUCUCCCACGUCUCUGCGACCCUCGCCUCGCUGAGACUAGCUUCGACAAACGCACGUGUCCAGUCGUUCAGGCAAUCUUCUUUCGUGCGUUCGGCCGCGCUGAAGCAGCGCCUGGGCGCCAACGUUGCCGCUGGAUCGAGAGUCUCCGCGUGGUUCAAAUUCGGGAAGAACGGCCUCGAUGCGGAGUCGUCGGGUAUCUACGGCAGUCAAGGACGGGACGAUUUCGACAGAGACGACGUUGAACACUACUACAACUACAUGGGUAUGCUGGCAGUGGAGGGCACGUACGAUAAGAUGGAGAAGCUCCUGAACACAGGCAUUCACCCUGUGGACCUUCUCCUCAUGAUGGCCGCUUCUGAGGGUGAUAGGCCAAAGAUCCAAGAGUUGCUUCGUGCUGGUGCAAACGGCAAUGUGAAGGAUAUGGACGGCAGGACUGCACUUGACAGGGCAGCUGAUGACGAGAUAAGGCAGCUUAUCGCCGAUGGCGCCGAGCAAUUGGCCUAA